GCACCCUCCAUUAAAAAUGUUAAUCUCAACUUCAUCAUCAUCAAACUCCACAAAAGAUAAAAUCUUUUUGUACUGUGAACUGAUAACAAAAGUAUUUGGUUUUGGUUGGUCCAUUAUAAGUUAGUGACAAAGUCACUUGUAGCCCAUUAUUUCUUUCAUUUCUUCCACAUUCGUCUUACCUUCCAAGCUCAAAAAGGCUUGCUUUUUAAUGUUGCAGUAUUAAGAAAAAAAGAGAAGCUUUGUAGUUGAAUUCUUCAAUGGAUUCUUUUACUGCAUCUUAAUUCCCAAAACUUCCACUGUUUUAUUUCUUGGUUAAUCAAAGAAAGAUAAUUGUCACUUGUUGCUGUUUUUAGGAGGAAAGUUAAGGUUCCAUAUUUUUUUGGGUCACCUAUGGCUUCUGCUUCUGUUCUGUUUGCAGCCACUGGUUUGGGUUCAAUGGUUCGGGUCAAGUCUACAAGGCUCUUUGUGAAGUCUUCUUUGGAUACCAAUGUUUCCGAUAUGAGUGUUAAUGCUCCAAAGGGAUUGUUUCCACCUGAACCUGAACAUUAUAGAGGACCAAAGCUGAAGGUGGCUAUUAUUGGAGCUGGUCUUGCUGGCAUGUCAACAGCUGUUGAGCUAUUGGAUCAAGGCCAUGAGGUUGAUAUAUUCGAGUCUAGGCCUUUCAUUGGAGGCAAAGUAGGUUCUUUUGUUGAUAGAAAAGGAAACCACAUUGAGAUGGGGCUGCAUGUUUUUUUUGGUUGCUACAACAAUCUAUUCCGGUUGAUGAAAAAGGUGGGUGCAGAUCAAAAUCUACUUGUGAAGGAUCAUACUCACACAUUUGUAAACAAAGGGGGUGAAAUUGGUGAACUUGAUUUUAGAUUUCCAGUUGGAGCUCCCAUCCAUGGAAUUAGUGCCUUUUUAUCUACAAAUCAACUGAAGACGUAUGAUAAAGCAAGAAAUGCCGUGGCACUUGCCCUAAGUCCAGUUGUGAAGGCUCUUGUCGAUCCAGAUGGAGCGAUGAGGGAUAUAAGAGAUUUGGAUAGUAUAAGCUUCUCUGAUUGGUUUUUGUCUAAAGGUGGUACACGCAUGAGUAUCCAGAGAAUGUGGGAUCCUGUUGCUUAUGCCUUGGGUUUUAUCGACUGUGAUAACAUAAGUGCUCGUUGCAUGCUCACUAUUUUCUCAUUGUUUGCCACCAAGACAGAGGCUUCCCUUCUGCGAAUGCUGAAGGGUUCUCCGGAUGUUUACUUGAGUGGUCCCAUCAGAAAUUAUAUCACAGAAAGAGGAGGCAGGUUCCAUAUGAGGUGGGGAUGCAGAGAGAUACUUUACGAUAAAUCCGCUGAUGGAGAGAUAUAUGUCACGGGACUUGCCAUGUCUAAAGCUACAAACCAGAAAAUUGUAAAAGCUGAUGCUUACGUUGCUGCAUGUGAUGUCCCCGGAAUAAAAAGGUUGCUUCCAUCAGACUGGAGGGAAUUGCAAUUUUUUAAUAACAUUUACGAGUUAGUAGGAGUGCCGGUCGUUACUGUGCAACUUAGAUACAAUGGCUGGGUGACAGAGUUGCGGGAUCUGGAGCAGUCAAGGCAACUGAGGCAAGCUGUCGGCCUUGAUAAUCUCCUGUACACUCCGGAUGCAGAUUUCUCCUGCUUUGCAGACUUAGCUCUCACUUCUCCAGAAGAUUACUACAUUGAGGGACAAGGUUCAUUGCUCCAAUGUGUCUUGACACCAGGUGACCCUUACAUGCCAUUGCCAAAUGAUGAAAUCAUAAAGAGAGUAGCGAAGCAGGUUUUGGCUUUAUUCCCAUCAUCCCGAGGUUUAGAAAUUACUUGGUCAUCUGUUGUCAAAAUCGGGCAAUCUCUAUAUCGCGAAGGACCUGGAAAAGAUCCAUUCAGACCUGAUCAGAAGACACCAAUAAAGAACUUCUUUCUUGCUGGAUCUUAUACAAAGCAGGAUUAUAUAGAUAGUAUGGAAGGAGCAACUUUGUCUGGCAGGCAAGCAUCAGCCUACAUAUGUCAUGCUGGGGAAGAGUUACUCGCCCUGCAAAAGAAGCUUGCUGCAAUUGAAUGUCAUCAACAGUUGGAAACUUCAAGUUCUUCUGAUGAAUUAAGCCUUGUAUAAAUAGUUCAUUUAUAUACACACUCGUAUACAUUUAUUGUAACAUUUAUGUAACCAAAGCUACUAGAAAAAUAUAGAAAAAAAUGACUCCUAUCUCAUA
This is a messenger RNA of Gossypium raimondii (Peruvian cotton), 2188 nucleotides long. RefSeq names its product zeta-carotene desaturase, chloroplastic/chromoplastic. Gene Ontology annotation, molecular function: 9,9'-di-cis-zeta-carotene desaturase activity. The transcript has 14 exons. The coding region runs from base 391 to 2091 and encodes 566 amino acids. The record is from RefSeq and is a predicted model, not a curated record. Lineage: Eukaryota; Viridiplantae; Streptophyta; Magnoliopsida; Malvales; Malvaceae. Gene Ontology annotation, biological process: carotenoid biosynthetic process.